UUUUCACGGUCAGCGAGCCGCCAGGGGAAUUCGCGCGACCGCCCACUGUUUACUAAACACCGUCAUUUCGACUUUUUAGAUUUUUAUUUUAUUAGCUGUGUAUAAAAAGACAAAAAAACUGCAGAAGGUUACAAUUCGGUUCGAAAACACACACCGAGGGAUUUUUAGGACGUUUUCUUUUAAUAUCUACUUUUUUUUUUUGGAAAAGCGUGCGCGAGACCCUGAGCAAGAGGAGCUUGAGGGAACGAGGCCAGUCACAGGCUCCAGCCAGUAUACAAGCUUCAAAACCUGCUGAGUCACUCUUGGGAAGAAACUUGAGUGAGGAGAGACCGCCAUGGCUCACAGGCUGUUUGAAGAGAAAUACCAUGCGUCACUUUACCAAAAGUAUCGCAUAUCUCCACCUGAUAGGGUUAUGGAGCUUAUUCUGGAGUACCUGAAUAAUAAGAAAGGACCUCCUCAUGAACUUGCAGUGGACCUAGGCUGUGGGACGGGACAGAACACUCGUCUGCUGGCCCCUCACUUCCAGAAAGUUGUGGGCAUUGAUGUCAGCGAGUGCCAGGUGGAGGAAGCCAAGGCAGUGCCAGGGUUUGCAAAUGUCACCUACAGGUCAGGUCCAGCCGAGGAGCUGCCAUUUCCUGAUGGUUCUGUGGAUUUACUGACUGCGGCAUCUGCAGCUCACUGGUUCGAUACUGAGCGUUUCCUGAAGGAGGCAGCACGUGUGUUGAAGCCUCAUGGCUGUAUUGCUCUUCUGGGCUACACUGAUGAGUUCAGACUGCAUUAUGGCUCCUGUGGGGACAAACUGAGCAGCAUUUGUGAAGAGGUGAAGGAGGUUAUCAUGCCUUAUGCUAGUCCCCGGGUGGUGAUCGCCAGUAGUAGACUACAGGCUUUAUUUGAAGCUAUACCCUUCACUGACAAAGAGAGGAUUGAAAGAAUUCCACUGAAGAUGGAGAUGACGGUUGCAGGUGCAGUCGGCUUUGUGGAGUCUUUCUCUUUUUGUCAGACGUACUUUAAGACAGAUCCCCAAGCUGCAGCUGCUCUUUUAGAGUCAAUGAUGACACGGCUUUUAAAGGAAAUGGGCGUCUCGUCACCUGACACUAAGUUAGAGUUCACAACAGACUUCUAUUGUGUGCUGGCAUGUAAAUCACAGUGAAGAGAAACACUGACUUGAAGGAGGACUAACAUGAUAGUCACAGUAUAUUUUUCAUAGGUAUCUACCAUAAUGAUGUUUGUGCACUAUUAAAUGAAUCAGUCAUUAGUAGCAAUGUACCUUAUCUACCACAUAUUUGCACAUUAAGUGUUAAGACAUAGUAAAUGGUGUCUAGAGGUAUAGUCAAAUUAUAAAAGUUAAUAAAAUAUUUAUUUUACAUUUGUGAUUUGGAACAGUUUAUUAAAAGCUUACAACUGAACUCUUGCUCUGAACAUUACAUUCAAAAGCCUAAAUGCCUAGAAACAGUAUUGCCAGAGUAAUAAACACUUGGUGUAUGAGGUGAAUGUAAGUUUACAACUUAUUUCAGGCUGUUCCUAAGUCCCAGCAGACUGAAAUCCAGCCCGGUCUGUUGAUUUUUACCUGCUCAGAGACCGUUCAACUCGGCCUUUAAUUGGCAGGUUUGGGAGGAAAUUAACGAAGUCCACACACUGUUAAUGCUCUACAGAAAGGGCAUUUAAUACACAACGUUUUGGCCAGCAGCCUUCUUCAGGUGUUCAAACAAAGUGCAGGUAAACUCAGUGGGUGAAAGAAACAGCCCACAUGAGUGCGUUCCCCUUGUUUUUCAGUAGACAAGUACAAUCCCAAAAAACUUUCACAAAAACACAUAAUGAAUAACAGCAUAUACAAUCCUAGAACAAUCACAACAGACAGUUUCUUUAAAAAGGCCGUAUAUCAAAAUCUUCAUUUAGACUGUGGUGAUUUUGUAUCCUAAAUGUAACCACACACACGCACAUGCCUUGAUGUCAUCAUAUAAAUAAUAAUUUGGUUUAUGAUGAUUGUAUUUUGAUUCAUAUGUAACCGCACAUACUUUGAUGUAAUCACAUCAGCAAUAAUGUGAUUUAUGUUGAUUUAUAUAUUAAUUCAAAGCCAAAUAAUGUUGAUUUUCAGGAAAGAAUAAAUGAAGUUAUUAUAUUAAAAAUAAUACAUUUAUUUAUGAAUUAUCAUAAUUACAGUAAAAUACAGUAAAGAUGUAGAGUUUGUUUGUUUGUCCUGAAAGGUUGCUUUAUGCUAAAUCACAGGCCUAUUCAAAAAAGCAUAUUAUCCUAAUUCCAGUGCCUGCAGCGUUAUUAUAUGUUGUAAUGAGUUAGCCAAGGCUGCGCUGAAUUAAGCAAUUGUUCAUUCUGGAGUGUUUUGCAUGCUAAUGUAAUAAAUUUUAUCAAAUUAUUCUGAAUCGGGUAUUGUUGCAACACAAGCUGCAAUAUGCAUCAUUUUUUUUAAAUCCUAUGUUGUGGUAGACUGGCUAAGGCCAUGAUUGUACCCUAUCAUGUGUUGUGCUAGUUUGCACCUGCAACUUGUAUCAAUCUUCAAGCUGAUUUGACUCCCGUCAUUUUGAAUCAUGUAUUGUACACUCGGAGUACUGUGUUGUUCAUGACAUAUCACUUCUUAUCAUAUGUUUUGAUUCUUCCUGAAUUGACCAAUCAUACUGGAAAAUUUGGUUCGGUUGAUACAAGAUAUGAGAAGCGUGAGAUGUACUGCCCAACAGAAAAUGUUGAAGUGUUGUGACAUGACAUGUUAACUAAUGAGAUUAUUUGUCCACUUUUUUUUUUUUUUUAAAGUGUGUAAAAUGAGAACUUUGUGAUUUUGAGUCGGUUCACUCUGC
Molecule: messenger RNA, 2807 nt
Organism: Neoarius graeffei (lesser salmon catfish)
Lineage: Eukaryota; Metazoa; Chordata; Actinopteri; Siluriformes; Ariidae
Exons: 7
Coding region: 335-1150 (271 amino acids)
Molecular function (GO): S-adenosylmethionine-dependent methyltransferase activity
Source: RefSeq, a predicted model, not a curated record